This is a messenger RNA of Angiostrongylus costaricensis, 633 nucleotides long. The record is from the annotation of a GenBank genome assembly. NCBI's taxonomy places the organism in Eukaryota, Metazoa, Nematoda, Chromadorea, Rhabditida, Metastrongylidae.
CUGUUAGAUAUCGCAUGCAAUGUUAAUGGUAUUUCCAGGCUUGUGGACAGAGGUCGAUUUUUCCCAACUGACUAUGCGGAUGAAAGACAAGUGAUUUAUCGACAGGUACCCGCUGAGGUAAGCUCGCAAUGGACGCCCGGGAAGCUUCAUAUCUCAGCACCAAGCAUGUAUGCCACUGUUUUAGAAAAGCUUGACUUACAAACUGGUCAUGCUUUUCUCAAUGUGGGAUCCGGUACUGGAUGGCUGAACACUGCUGCUGGUUUUUUGAUUGGCGACUCUGGAGUCAAUCACGGAGUCGAGAUACACGAUAAUCUCAUCAAGUUUGCUGAGGAGAGGCUUGCAGAAACAAUUAAGCGUCCUGAAAUCGGCGCAUUCAAUUGGGCUAAGCCUUCCCAUGAUAGUUUCAGAUUUUUCCACUCACAGCUAUAUGACCGAGUCUAUUGCGGUGCCGCCGUAACGGAUGAAAAUACUGUCAAUCGGCUGAUCCGAUUGCUACAGAUUGGCGGAAAACUCAUUCUUCCAUUUAGAAAUAGCGUGAGCUCCUUCGCAGUCUCGAAAGACUACCCCGUUUUUAUGCGGAGCAUUGUCGACGACAUUAAUGCUGGGAGGCAUGUCUGUCACGUUCAUAUAUGA